AUGUAUGACAACAAGGCUCUGUCUUCCCUUUAUCUCUAUAUUUCUAUUUGCCAAGGUUUUAGAAACUUUAAUAUUGAUAACUUCCUCAUGAAAAGCAGAGGAGCUUUCCAAUGUAGGAAGCAGAGCACAGCUCAUCAAACUUCAGUCUGGAAACCCAAAACUCAAGCCACUGAACAUCCCCAGCCUUCCUUUCCAGUUCCACCAGAGAUAUUCCUGCCAUCAGGUUAUACAGGGCAGCUUUUUCAGCCAGGAUCCAACUCAGAUUAUUACUCACAAUCUGACAGUUUUGAUGAAGAACCUCCUUUGCUGGAAGAACUUGGAAUUAAUUUUGAUCACAUAUGGCAGAAAACCUUGACGGUGCUAAACCCAAUGAAGCCAGCAGAUGGCAGCAUCAUGAAUGAAACAGAUCUCGCAGGACCCAUCCUCUUCUGUGUGGCUCUGGGAGCGACACUGCUUAUGGCAGGGAAAGUCCAGUUUGGUUACGUAUAUGGUAUGAGUGCCAUUGGCUGCCUUGGGAUUCAUGCCUUGCUGAACUUGAUGAGCUCCUCAGGGGUGUCCUACGGCUGUGUGGCCAGUGUGCUGGGAUACUGCUUGCUCCCCAUGGUCAUCUUGUCCAGCUGUGCAGUCUUUUGUUCACUGCAGGGUACCAUUGGAACUGUGUCAGCCCUGUUCAUCAUCAUGUGGUGCAGUCUCUCAGCUUCUAAGAUCUUCAUUUCAGCCUUGGCCAUGGAAGGACAACAGCUUCUUGUUGCUUACCCCUGUGCCUUACUUUAUGGGCUCUUUGCUCUUCUGACAGUUUUCUAA
This is a messenger RNA of Psammomys obesus (fat sand rat), 804 nucleotides long. RefSeq names its product Yip1 domain family member 7 (gene Yipf7). The transcript has 6 exons. Gene Ontology annotation, cellular component: trans-Golgi network; membrane. NCBI's taxonomy places the organism in Eukaryota, Metazoa, Chordata, Mammalia, Rodentia, Muridae. The coding region runs from base 1 to 804 and encodes 267 amino acids. Gene Ontology annotation, biological process: vesicle fusion with Golgi apparatus; endoplasmic reticulum to Golgi vesicle-mediated transport. The record is from RefSeq and is a predicted model, not a curated record.